AUGAGCUUAUCCAGGGUCUUAGGGCGCUCAUUCCUGACAAAUGGAGCAUUAAUAAGACCCCUGCUAUGUCGGUCUCCGACAUUUGCUUUAGCCACUAGACGAGCGUUCUGUCAGCGGAAAUAUUACUCCACAAUUGGCAAAGACGCCGGAAAAGCUUCAGAUGCUGUUGAAGGGUCCUCUACAAAAGCUGGCGAAGCUGCAAAUUCCUCACCAGCAUCGCAUGCAGUUUUGGCCCAGAAGGAACAGCUGGCGAAUAAAGAUCUCAAUAAUCCAUUGGCUCAAGCUGACUUCUAUCAACUUCUGUUGAAGUCAGAGUAUCCUCAGUAUGUUGUGUCAAGGUUUGAAACUCCCGGUAUCGCUUCCUCUCCAGAGUGUGUUUCGCUCUAUGUAGAAGCCUUACAGAAAACGGGGAGGCAUGCUGACGCCGAAUCAAUUAGACAGUCGUUAUUGGGCGGGGCUGCUGCCUCGCAAGGCUCUAAUCCAUCACAGGGUUCCGAAUACGCACGUUACGCAUCGUCUGGAACUGGCACUCUUGGAUCUGCUGGCUACAACCCAUUCAUGGGAUCUCGUAAAGAGCCCUUGCAUGUAGUAGUCACAGAAUCCACAUUCACGAUAGUAUCUAGAUGGGUAAAGUGGUUGGUUGUGUUUGGCUUGGUUACUUAUGGUGUAUCUGAAGGUUUCAAAUACAUCACCGAAAAUACCACACUUUUGAAAUCAUCAGAGGUUGCCGACAAAUCCGUCGAUGUUGCCAAGACUAACGUCAAGUUCGACGACGUUCGUGGAUGUGAGGAAGCCCGUGCCGAAUUGGAAGAGAUUGUUGAUUUUUUGAAAGAUCCUACCAAAUACGAAUCUUUGGGCGGUAAACUUCCCAAAGGUGUUCUUUUGACGGGACCUCCAGGUACGGGUAAGACACUUUUGGCGAGGGCAACUGCUGGGGAAGCAGGUGUGGACUUCUUUUUCAUGUCAGGUUCCGAAUUCGAUGAGGUUUACGUGGGAGUAGGUGCUAAACGUAUACGUGAACUAUUCUCUCAGGCUCGCAGUCGAGCUCCGGCCAUUAUUUUCAUUGAUGAGCUGGAUGCUAUUGGAGGAAAACGUAACCCUAAGGACCAAGCUUAUGCUAAGCAAACUCUUAAUCAGUUAUUGGUUGAAUUGGAUGGUUUUUCGCAGACUAGUGGAAUCAUUGUCAUUGGAGCAACCAAUUUCCCCGAAUCCUUAGAUAAGGCUUUAACCAGACCAGGUAGAUUCGACAAAGUAGUCAAUGUUGAUUUACCGGAUGUACGUGGUCGUUCUGAUAUAUUGAGACACCAUAUGAAAAAGGUCACUCUGUCAUCAGAUGUAGACCCUUCUAUCAUUGCUAGAGGUACGCCUGGGUUAUCAGGUGCUGAGCUAAUGAACCUAGUGAAUCAAGCUGCUGUUUACGCUUGUCAACAGAAUGCAAUCGCGGUUGACAUGAGUCACUUUGAAUGGGCGAAAGACAAGAUCUUGAUGGGUGCCGAGCGGAAAACUAUGGUCUUGACUGAAGCAACUAGAAGAGCAACUGCUUUUCAUGAAGCCGGCCAUGCUAUUAUGGCCAUGUAUACCCAAGGCGCUACACCAUUAUACAAAGCUACCAUUUUGCCAAGAGGUAGAGCCUUAGGUAUUACAUUUCAACUACCAGAAAUGGAUAAAGUUGACAUCACAAAGAAAGAAUGUUUAGCACGUCUAGAUGUCUGUAUGGGGGGUAAAAUUGCUGAAGAGAUUGUUUACGGCAGAGAAAAUACGACAAGUGGCUGUGGAUCUGAUUUACAAAGUGCCACCAAUACUGCUAGAGCGAUGAUUACUCAGUAUGGUAUGAGCGAGCGUGUCGGUCCUGUGAACUUAGCAGACAAGUGGGAAAGCUGGUCUGGCAAGAUUCGCGACAUCGCUGACAAUGAAGUGGUGGAAGUCCUCAAAGCUUCUGAGGAGAGAACCAGAAAGCUACUCAAUGAAAGACACUCGGAACUGGAGAGGCUAGCACAAGGGCUGAUGGAGUAUGAAACAUUAGACUCCGCUGAGAUCGGACUUGUUUGUAAUGGAGAGUCACCUUCUAAGGCUAAAAUGAUGACAAAUAAGGUCGUUGAGGGACCCGACAGUGAUGACAGAAAGGAAAUCGGAGGAGACAAAUCUAAGAUUCCAGUUUUAAUUAAAGCGUGA
This is a messenger RNA of Lachancea nothofagi CBS 11611, 2172 nucleotides long. NCBI's taxonomy places the organism in Eukaryota, Fungi, Ascomycota, Saccharomycetes, Saccharomycetales, Saccharomycetaceae. The record is from the annotation of a GenBank genome assembly.